AUGAUUAAACAACAGCAACCACAACAACUUAAGGCGCAAAGCGCCCAGGUCCUUCAGACCAUUACAUACGCCAUAUAUGCAUAUAAUUCAAAGACGGCAGAACAAACGCAAAGGUUGAAAUAUGGAGAUUUGGAGAUAGUAUUGAAAAAUGACCAUUUCGAAUUCGUUUGCAAAGGUGGUGCAGUGAUAUCAAAUAUAAAAGAAAUUUUAUUUAUGAAUUCAAAAAUUAAAGGAAUAACGGAUGAUAUAACAUCAAUUCCACCAGAAGAACAGAGAUAUUACGCAUUAAAUGCAUUUCCUAAAGUUUUGAAGAUUGGAAGAUUUAAUUUAAAUGAGGAAUUCAUAGAAGGUUUCCUAAAUGACAUAAUGAAGAAAGUAGAUAAGGAAUAUGUGGAUAGUGAGUUAAAUAAGAAAGCAAAUUUGGUUUAUGUUGAUGAAAAAGAUAAUGAAAUUAAAGAAAAAGUUGAAUGGUAUCAUGAAUGGACAUCGGAGACUUUUAAAGUUAAAGCUGAUACAGGAUGGGUUUCAGGAUGUUUAGACCUUAAAGCAGAUAAAACUUAUGUUAACGAUGAGUUAGAGAAGAAGGCGGAUAAGGAAUGGACAUCGGAGACUUUUAAAGUUAAAGCUGAUACAGGAUGGGUUUCAGGAUGUUUAGACCUUAAAGCAGAUAAAACUUAUGUUAAGGAUGAGUUAGAGAAGAAAGCAGAUAAGGAAAAAGUUAUUUCAUUCAUUAAUACUGAGUUAGCAAAGAAAGCUGAUAUAUCAUUUGUUAAUGAAGAAAUAAAACAAUCAGAGGUCUAUUUUACUCCACCAUUUUUAAAUUUUAUGAAAUCAUCAGAUAAAACCUUUGAUAUAGAUUCUUUUGAAUGUAUAUGUUUCGAUGGAGUGACCAUGUAUUUAUUUUAUACAGCUGGGGUGCUUUAUUAUUUUAAAACAAAUGAUUUUAAAAACUAUGAAUCAUUUACUCCAUCUGUUUUGAAUCCUGAUACACGAAAGCCAAUCAUUAAUCCAAGAAUUUUAUAUGUUGAAUAUAAUAACGGUAAAUUUAUGGGAAUGAUAACGGUUGGAGAUGAUUUUUGCCCUUGUUAUUCAUUCGAUUGUAUCCAAUGGUUCAAAUGUAAUUUAAAUCAAGAUGCUAAAUUUAAAUAUCCAAAUAAUCCUAUUAGAUGCGUUAAUAAUAAAUGGGUACUAAUUUAUGAAGUCAAUCAAAUUUUCAUUAGUGAGGAUGGGAUAAAUUAUUAUAUGUUUAGUAUGAUGUCAUCAGAUUUGGAAAUUGAUUAUACAAGUAAGUGGUAUUACAUUAACAACAUGUAUUUUAUCCUACAAAAUGAUAAAAUUUAUAGAUCAUCUUCAAUACCACAAGGUCAAUUUGAACAAAUUUUUCAAGCUGAUGGAGACAUUGAAGCUUUAUGUUAUGGAUCAAAUGUUUAUGUUCUCGUUUCAGGUGAUAUGGUCUAUUCAUAUCCUGUAAGUUAUAACAGACAUAUUUAUUUAUCACAAGAUUUUUCACAGGAUCCAGAGAAAACACCAAGUUGGGAAUUGGUUUAUACAUUCACCCCAAAACUUACUCGAAAUUAUAGAUUUACUAAUUUAUUUUAUAUUGAUGGGUAUUUCAUUGCUUUAGGAUGUGGUGAUUUAGUAAAUAUCAGUAGUGAUGGAAGAAACUGGUCUGAAAUCACAAAAUUUCAAGAUGUUAGAAAAGCAAUUUUCAAAAAUAAUAUGUUAAUAUUGAUAACAAGACCAGUUUUAAAUACUCACCCAAAUUCAAUAUUAUAUAAUAAAUUCAAUAUUCAUAAUAGAUUAAAUACAAUUCUUGAGAUGAUUUACCCCAUUGGUUCAAUAUAUACAUCAAUGAACUCAACAAAUCCAGAAACAGUUUUAGGUUUUGGUACUUGGGAACAGAUUGUAGAUAAAUUCUUAUACUGUGCUAACUCUUCAAAGCAAACAGGAGGUUCGAAGAAAAUUAAAGAAGCAAACCUUCCACCGCACACUCAUACGGGAACUACAAACUUUUCUGGUGACCAUAGACACCCAUUAAGAGACCACCCAUUAUACAACUCAGAGUAUGAAGCUGGUUAUGACGUUUUAUCUCCAUCUUAUAACGAUUCAACAAAAAAGACUUUUCGACAAACUGAACCGGGGGGAAAUCAUGUCCAUACUUUCACAACAAAUCCAACAGGCUCGGGUGAAGAUUAUAUGCCACCAUUUAUGACUGUAUUCGCAUGGUAUAGAGUUCAAUGA
Messenger RNA from Trichomonas vaginalis G3, 2241 nucleotides. Its product is annotated as keratin-associated protein family. The coding region runs from base 1 to 2241 and encodes 746 amino acids. The transcript has a single exon. Lineage: Eukaryota; Parabasalia; Trichomonadida; Trichomonadidae. The record is from RefSeq and is a predicted model, not a curated record.